Hydra vulgaris (swiftwater hydra) is the source of this 1908-nucleotide messenger RNA. RefSeq names its product zinc finger BED domain-containing protein 4-like. NCBI's taxonomy places the organism in Eukaryota, Metazoa, Cnidaria, Hydrozoa, Anthoathecata, Hydridae. Gene Ontology annotation, biological process: regulation of transcription by RNA polymerase II. Gene Ontology annotation, cellular component: nucleus. The record is from RefSeq and is a predicted model, not a curated record.
AUGGACCAAAAGAAUCAAAAAAAAUGCAGCAUAUGUUAUAAGAUUUUACCUUACAACAGUUCGACCAGUUCAAUGCAAUCCCAUUUAUCAAUUGAUCAUUGCAUUAAUUCUAAAAUAUCUAAAAAAUCAACAACUUUACUCAACGAUGACGAUAUAUCCGAUAUUGAGAGCGGUAAUGAGAAUGGUUUUGAAGAGACUGGUCAUAAAAAAUUAAACAGGUUAUUGGUGAAUUUUAUUGUUGGUACCGAUCAGCCGAUUUCGAUAGUACGUCAUCCAGACUUUGUAAACUUAGUUAGUGAGUUAAACAAAAGCUACAAAAUGCCUUGCAUAAAUACGGUGAGCAAGAAAUUAAUUCCAUCAAUUACGGACAAUCUUAAAUCAAUUUUAAUGCUAGAAUUGAAGGGAUGUCGUUUCAUUACAAUUACUUGUGAUAGUUGGUCAUCAUUAGGUAAAAACAGCUACCUCGGUGUGACUUGUCAUUUUAUUGACAAAAAUAUGACUCUAGUUGACCGAAACCUGGAUCUUAAGUUUAUGUCUGAAAUGAAAACAGCUGAAUAUUUAUUUAAUACGUUAAACGAAAUCUUCAGUGAAUGGUCAAUCAAUAAUAAGAUUUUUGCACUAGUUACUGACUCAGGUGCAAAUAUUUUCUCUGCAGUAAAUAAAUUUGAUGAUAAUGUUCUUAAGAUUCCGUGUGCUGGUCAUCGUUUGAAUCUCGUGGUUAAUCAUCUUCUAAACGCACGAGAUAUAAAAGUAAAAAAAUUUAAAAAUGGGUCAAAGCGUUACCAAGUAAAAGAUUACGACGGUAAUGGAAAACUAAUUAAUAGAGAAAUUACAGAAAGUGAAGUUAAAGAAAUUGAAAAAAUUAACGAAGGCAAAUUAGAAAUCGCCAAGGUAAUUUCAUCCUGUAGGCACAUUGUUGGUUCAUUUAAGCAUUCAGAGAUGUUACAAAAAAAGUUAAAAGAAGUUCAAGAAACACUUCGUUAUGAAACUAAAAUAAAGUUAGUACAGGAUAUAGCUAUUCGCUGGAAUAGCCAAUUCGAUAUGAUUGAAUCUAUAUUAACAAAUAAAACUGCAUUAGAUAUGAUAAGCAUCGAAUUCCAAAAUAUAAAAGACUAUCUUCCCACUGCUACUGAAUUUAAGGUGCUGGAGGAUUUGUGUGAUUUGUUACACCCAAUUAAAGAGCUAACAAAACUUUUUAGCGGAAAGAAAUAUGUUACAGUAACAUUCCUGUUUCCAACACUGUAUUCUCUACUAAAUGAAAUACUUGAAUCGCAACCUAUUUUUACAGAACUAGUUAAGACUUUUCAAAAGGAAUUAUUAAGAUAUGAAUGCAUUUCAAAGGCAAAAAUGUUUAUAAAAACAUUUUAUGAAAUGCAUCUAAAAGAAACCGAAGAAAUCGAUAUAACAAUUGAAACAAAUUGUUUAAAUAACACUUUGAACUCGUCAAACAGCUCAGCUGACAAUACCAUAAAAACAUUUCAGCAAUUGUCAACGUCACCUAUUGCAAAUAAUAUUACUUUAGUUAACAACAAAAGACGAAAGUCAAUCAACUUAAUUGAACUAGUAACAGAUAAAUCUUGUUGUAAUUCAAUUGAGAGCAAUGAUAAACUUGAAAAAGAAAUAAAUGAUUACAGUCUGCAAUACUUUCAUAGCUACGAAAAUAGUGCCAUUGAAUUUUUCCAAGCUAAUCAAAAAUUGUUCCCGGUUUUGACACAAAUUGCACGGAUAAUAUUUUCAGUUCCAGCGACAUCCGUGCCAUCAGAAUGCUUAUUUAGUUCAACCGGUUUAAUAGAUACGGAGCUACGGAACAGGCUUGCGCCAAGCUUAUUGAAGCACUUAAUUAAUGACAAUAUGUUUUCUGCUACAUUCUUUUCAAUUCUGGAAAAAACACCAAUAUCCAAUGAUUGA